Ceratotherium simum simum (southern white rhinoceros) is the source of this 2343-nucleotide messenger RNA. The record is from RefSeq and is a predicted model, not a curated record. Lineage: Eukaryota; Metazoa; Chordata; Mammalia; Perissodactyla; Rhinocerotidae.
AUGAAGGUAGUCAAGGCUAUGAAGCUGGCACCAUCCAGUCACCUCCACCUUCCUUGCCCAAAAGAGAUUGAAGUGAAGGCCCAAGAAGAGCCCAGAGAGGGGAUGGCAAAGGAUGAGGAGGACCAUGUAGAGACCAAAAGACAAGACGAUGGGAACAGGGGCCCCCAUAACAAUGGGGAUAUACCCUUGAUAUCUAGGCCCCUGGAGACCAACGGAGUCCUCACUUCUCUCAACUGCAGUCCUGGACCUCUGGACCUCCAUCCCAAACACCCAGAAGACAGCUGGAGUGAGAAGGCCCAGAUGUUUCCAAUAAGCUCCUCCUUGGAAAGCCACAUUGUCACCACCUCAUACAGCCCUGCUGGAGAUGUCCUGCCUCCUGGGAAGCCUGAUCCAGAUCUCUCCAGCUCACUGAUGUCCAGGAAGGAGAUGCAGGACGAAAGGCCUUCAGAUGUCCCGUCAAGGAGCUCUUCUCCACUCUCGCCCAGAAGUAGGCCCUGCAAACGGAGAAUUGCCAUGCCACUUGUGCUGCCCCUGCCGCUACCACUGCCACGGCCACUGCCACUGCCACUGCUGUGGCAAGGUGAGAUGCCCCCACCUCCUAAACUUUCUUGCAUAGCUAUUGCCAAAAACCUGGGCACCUUGGAGAAGAACACUGAGUGUCAGCGGAACAAGAUCUUGGAGGAUAAAACGGGGGUCAUGGCAGACUGCAGUGCCACUCAGCCUGCCCCUUCUUUCUCCCCACCUGCCUCGGAGACUGCAGACUCCCUUCCCCUGGACACUUACUCCUCACAGCCCCCUCACCUGUCUGCCCCUCCACCUUCCCCGACACCAAAUACUGAUCAGGAAACAAGAUACACAGUCCCGAACUCUCCUCCUCCUGCUGUUCCUGCUGAUUCUUUUAGACCUAGUCCUGUUUUGGGAAUUCCACUGAAUGAGAAUGGAGGCCCUUUUCAUGCAGUGAGAGCUACAGCAUCUCCUAUUUCUGGCCUCCCCACACCUCCUAGCACCUCUACCUUCUCCUUCAAGCUGCCUCGACAAAAAGAACUCCCAACAACCCUGUGUGUAGAUUCUCCCCCUUCUUUUCUCUUACCCACCCCUCUUCCAGUCCCUUCCACCUGGAACCCUGCUUUCACUGGCCACCCAUCCCUUCUGUGGAGUCCCUUCCACAUCACAGCCAUGGCAUCUGCAGGUCUGACCUCCCAGCCCACUUUAGAGCCUGGUGUCAUUGACAUGGACACGACUCCCCCUUCCCAGGCUGGCAUUUUCAUGUCCCCAGGCUCCAGUGUGAGAUCUCUCCCAUUUUCCCAAGUUCACUGCACUGUGGAGCAGAGGCGCCCUGCAAAGGUACCAGUCUCCACCAGCCCAUCUUCAUUGAUGGUCCCUGUCCCCACCCCAAUUAUUAACUAUCCCUUUGGCCUGCAAACCACCCCUCAGCCCAGCUGUGGGACCCCCGAUGGGCAGCAGCAGACAGCCUCUCUCCCCAGUGCUCCUGUUCUCACCAGCCCACCCCUCGUGGCUCCUGCAGUCCCCUACGCUCCAGCAGGCAGCACCUCUGCAAACUUCAAGCCUGCCUUUAACACCGAUGCCAUGGAUCCCACGCCUCCUUCCCAGGCUGUCAUCUUCCAGUCUCCCCGUCUCCAGGAGAACCACUUCCCAUUCUACAUGGCGCUUCCUGGUUCCCAGAACACGCCACCCAGUGGCAGCAUUGCCUCAGCCCACGUCUCCAUCUGUUUACCUGCACAGUCAGUCAGCAGACGGAUCACAAUUUCCAACCUUCUCUUUAACCCAAGAAUCACCUCUCAGCCCACAUUUGGGGCCUAUGAUGGGCAGCAGCCUAACAACUCUUUUCUAGUGGGAACACUGGCAGCCCCAGCACAAGCUGUGGCUCUAACCUCUCCUGCAGCCCGGCCACCCAAAGGCAGCACAAUGCAACCAGGUUUAGCAGGUUUCACAUCGCCAGGUUCUGCAUCUGGCACUGCUGUCUACAUCCAGCUGACUUUUGGUGACAUCCCAUCUGUUCUCCCCAUUGGCACAUCUACUACUACUGGCUUUGGAGUUGCCACCAGGAUGCCCAGCACAAGGGGCAGUAGCUCACUGUUUGCCAAUACAACUCCAGGCCCACUUGUUUUUCUGGGACCUGCAGCCCCUACAGAUGGUGGGAGCUUUGGGGUCAGUGUUCCACCCCAGGCCUUACUCAGGGCACCCAGCACCACUUCUGGUCCUCCUUUUGGUCAAAUAACCUGGGAUCCAUCUGGCCACAGCAUGGCUUCUGCAGUAGGAGGGGCAAGCACCAUGCCUGUGUUUGCACGCACUUCUAGUUCUACAUUCACUCCAAGCACCUGA